Messenger RNA from Plasmodium coatneyi, 1602 nucleotides. Its product is annotated as RNA lariat debranching enzyme. Gene Ontology annotation, biological process: mRNA splicing, via spliceosome. The coding region runs from base 1 to 1602 and encodes 533 amino acids. The record is from RefSeq and is a predicted model, not a curated record. Gene Ontology annotation, molecular function: RNA lariat debranching enzyme activity. Gene Ontology annotation, cellular component: nucleus. The transcript has a single exon. Lineage: Eukaryota; Apicomplexa; Aconoidasida; Haemosporida; Plasmodiidae.
AUGAUCAUAGCGGUGGUGGGGUGCACGCACGGAGAGCUGAAUUUCAUUUACGCGACGAUCGAAAAGUUGGAACAGGACAAUAACUUCAAAGUGGACCUCCUGAUCUGUUGCGGAGACUUCGAGUGCGUGCGUUACGGAGUGGACAACGACUGUUUGAACGUCCCAAAUAAGUAUAAGAAGGAGGAAAAUGAUUUCAGGGAUUAUUUCACAGGGAAAAAGAAGGCAAAAGUACUAACCAUAUUUAUAGGAGGAAACCAUGAAGCGGUAAAUGUACUGAAGCAACUGUACUACGGGGGAUGGGUAGCGCCAAAUAUAUAUUUCCUUGGAUACUCAAAUAUACACAAUAUAAAUGGCUUGCGAAUUUGCAGCCUUAGUGGUAUUUACAAAAAGUACAAUUUCUAUAAACGGUAUAAUGAGCAUUACCCAUAUGAUGAGAUCAGUAAAGUCAGUUCCUAUCAUAUUAGGAAAUAUGAAAUUGAAAAAUUAAAAUUGGUGAAGGAGAAAAUAGACGUUGUUAUAACACACGAUUGGCCAAACAAUAUAGAAAAGCAUGGAGAUAUGAAUGACCUCCUUAGGAGGAAGUUCCAUUUUCAGUCAGACAUAUAUAAUAAUACGCUGGGGAAUCCACAUACGGAAUUUUUACUAAAUAAAUUGAAACCCUAUUUUUGGUUUUCCUCCCAUUUACACGUAAAAUAUUCUGCCAUUUUUUUACAUAGCGAUAAGAAGAACUAUACGCGGUUUCUAUCCCUAGAUAAAGCAGAACCGAGGAAGCAUUUCAUCCAAAUUUUAAACAUUGAAAAAAGGAAUAGCAUUCCGUACCUUUCGUUUGAUCAUUUGCCAAAGUCUUCUCCAAAUGACACAGAUGGGAAGAGCCAAUUUUUUAAUGAGGACUAUGAGGAACUCCUGCAGCAUGUGGAGGAUGUGCAGAGGAGGGACGCCCAAGAGGGUGGUGAGGGGAACAGUGGGGAUAAAGAACAAGCAAAGUGUGACCAGGGGGAAGAAACCACUACAGAGGAGAAACAACCAGAAGGGAAAAAUACCCCUCAGGAGAACACCUCUGUGGAUGACGCCACUGCAGAGCGCAAGCAGUUAUACAUAUGCUAUGACCAGGAGUGGCUAGCCAUUUUGAAGGCCAAUCACCACCUCAUCGCGGAGGGCAGUGACAAGGAUUACAAUUUGGAGAAGCUCAAGUAUCCCUCGGAGGAGGACUUCGAGUAUAUCCAGGACAAGCUGAAAAAUGUGGAAAAAAUAUCCAUCAAGGGGAAGGAUUAUUAUUUGGUCCACGGGUACAACAACCCCAGUUAUAAGAAUCUGUGGGAACAGAGGCAGGCCUUUCUGAGUCGCUUUGAUUUCGAGGAGCUCAGAAUGUACGACGAUUAUGAGCGUCUGUUUUUCGCGGAAGAGGUGCGCAAGAUGGACGCCGGGUUGCCACUGGAUACGCCUAACUUGGAGGAAGAUCAGGAGGAUGGGGAGCAGGGCCAACCGGGAGAACCGGGACAGAAUAACCAAACUGAUGAACACGGUGGAGGUAGUCCCAACGGGGACAAUGCCCCCCAUUCGGGAAACGAGGCCAACGAAAUUUCCCUUAGUAUUGACUCCUGA